This is a messenger RNA of Telopea speciosissima, 804 nucleotides long. RefSeq lists its product as uncharacterized. Lineage: Eukaryota; Viridiplantae; Streptophyta; Magnoliopsida; Proteales; Proteaceae. The record is from RefSeq and is a predicted model, not a curated record. The transcript is spliced from 3 exons. The coding region runs from base 1 to 804 and encodes 267 amino acids.
AUGGCACCAUUUGAAGCACAAUAUGGAAAGAAGUGCCGAAUACCCUUGUAUUGGGAUGAGGUAGGUGAACGGCAAAUCCUUGGCCCCGAGCUGAUCCAGGCGACAUGUGAGAAGGUGAACUUAAUUCGUGAACAAAUCAGGGCAGCCCAAUCUAAACAGAAGGGUUAUGCCGAUUUGAGGCGAAAGGAUUUGGAAUUUACAGUCGGUGACAAGGUGUUUCUCAAGGUGUCACCUACUAAAGGGGUGAUGCGUUUUAGCAAGAAGGGUAAGCUGAGUCCGAGGUUUAUCGGACCAUAUGAGAUCUUGGCACGAAUCGGACCAAUGGCUUAUCGGUUAGCUCUCCCUCCAUCCUUGGAAGGGGUACAUGACGUAUUCCAUGUGUCAAUGUUACAGAAGUACGUUCAUGACCCAAGUCAUGUUCUAUCACAAAAACCACCAGAGCUUGCAGCCGAUAUGUCUUACAAGGAGCAGCCUGAAAGGAUUCUAGACAGUAAGAUUAUUCACCUUCGUAAUCGACCUAUCCACUAUGUGAAGGUGAAAUGGUGCAAUCACCCGGAAGAAGAAGCAUCUUGGGAAGCUGAAGUUGAGAUGUGGGAAAAGUACCCUUCUCUGGGUUACCUACAGGAGGGUGCUGCCAUAUAUGCCAGUGAGUUGUUCACAAUGGUGGUCAAACCAAGCUACAAGAUUGUUGACUUCGACACGGGUGAUGUUUUGGUGGAAAUCUCUGUGACUCUUUCUCUUGGAUAUAUUUUGCUCGGUGUUGCUGACGUGCAGUCGGUGACUUCGAUCUAUGAAGUUGAUUAG